Chara braunii is the source of this 2328-nucleotide messenger RNA. NCBI's taxonomy places the organism in Eukaryota, Viridiplantae, Streptophyta, Charophyceae, Charales, Characeae. The record is from the annotation of a GenBank genome assembly.
GUCUUUCGUAUUUGUUUGUCCCCUUCGUUUGCCCCCCUCCAUCUCGCGUCAUCUCUUUGCCCUCCAUCUCAUCUUCUCGCUAAGGAGGUCAGAUAGCUCCUCGUGAGUUUUGUGUGACUAUUGUCGGGAGGGGGUUGGACGCGGGGAAUGGGGUUUUCUCAUUACGUGGAUGAUGAUGAUGAUGAUGAUGAUGAUGAUGAUGAUGAUGAUGAUGAUGGUGAUGAUGAUGAUGAUGAUGAUGAUGAUGAGAAAAAUGAUGAUGGUGGCGUGUUCAGAGGCGGUCUUGUUCAGAGACCCUCAGUCAAUAACGGAGGAUCAGGAGGGUGGGGAAGACCGUUUGUCCCAUUCAUGGGGCCAUCGACCGCUGCACGGAGGGAACUGGUGCCGUGUCAAGAAGAUGCGGGCGAUGGUGGAGAGUUGGUGGAGGGACAACCCCAAGGUGGUCCAGGGGCUUUGGGGAAGGCUUCCGUAACCGGGCGACCAUCAAGGAGGCUGCAUCAAGCUUCAAUUAAGAGGUGGACAAAGAACAACUCCCAACAACGUUUGGACAUCGCUUGGGCAGAACACCUGUUUGAGCACGGUGCGCCAUUCAACUACGUGACAGGAGAGAAGACGCAGGAGUUGCACGAUUUAUACUUGGAGUUGGGGGAGAAGAGGCAGAGAGUGUCAAUGACGAAGAUGUUAACAUUGCGGAUGAUUGCACUUGACAUUGUCUAUGAGCGCCAGAGGGAGCGGAUGCGGCGAUUUAUGGAGGGAUGGGACAUCACCGGUUGCACCGUGCUUACUGACGGUUGCAUGGAUCGCAAGUUCCGCCCAGUGAUGAACUUCAUUGCUGCUUCAGAGUCCGGUGUGGUUCUGCUGAAGGUGUUGGACAUGUCGAAGAGGAAGAAGACAGCAACCGCACUGACUAAACUUUGGGAGCAGGUUAUCCGUGAGAUCGGAGUGCACCGCGUCGUGGAAAGAGCGGUGAAUGUCAUGCAUCCUGUCUUCGAAUUGCUGAGGAAGAUGGAUCGCAGUGGGACAGCACCGUAUCAGUUGUGGGGGUUCGAGGAGGCCUUGAUCAAGCCCUUGAACGCGAUGCAGGGCUUGAUUGCGGAACAACGAAACUCCAUUGCGGAGAAAGUGAAGGACCGAUGCAGGAUGAUGCGACACGAGGGGGGCACUUGGGGAUGCAAGGAGCAUCUUAAGUUGUGGGGAAGUUUGAAGGUGUUCCAUAAAGAGCCGGUGGGAGAGUCCUCCAAGCCGAUGAAGGAUCAAGACAGUCUAUGGACGGACUUCGCCAAAUUUGACAGCGCACUCACGAAGCACACUGCAUCAGAUUGGUGGAACUGUCAUGGAAAGAGUCACGAGGAGCUGCAUAAGAUUGCAACACGAGUGACAGCAAUAUGGAGCACGGCCACCCCUUGUGAGCGGAACUGGUCAACCCUCGAUCUUGUGCACGAGAAGAGGAGGAACCAGUUGUGCCCUGAAACUAUCAACAAGCUUGUUUAUAUACAUUGGAACAUCCAGCUCACGAAGGUGAACAAGAAGAAGAACAAAGGGGGCUUCAUUGACUUGUGGGCGAGCUUCUUUGACGACGAACAGGCGCCGCCACUUGAGGACCCUGCCAUUCUUCCUCCUGACGCACCGAUUAUAGAAGGUGAGCUGGCUGCGCAUGAUCAUUUGAGCAAGGCACCAAGUGGGAGGGUUCCAAAGGUGGGGAGGUUGGAUGAUUCUAGCUGCUCUGAUGACAGCGACGACGGCGAGGACUUGGUUUGGAGGGGGAAGGGUGUGAAGAAGAGGGAUGAGGUGGUGAAGAAUGGGAAAACACCCAUGGUAGGCGAGGAAGAAGGUCAUGAUUGUGACGGGGAGGAAGAGAACAUGGAGGAAGAGGAAGCAGGGGAAGAGGAAGAGGAAGAGGAAGAGAUUGAUUUCGGCCUGCGCUCAGACAUCGAUAGCGACAAGUCCGAGGACAACAACGAGAUUGACAACAAUCUCCUGAGCUUGCAUGAGUUUGGUCACUUCGACAACAGCCUGCAUGUUGGACUGAAUGACGAUGAGGCUGGGAGAAGAGCGGUACAGACCCUAGCGCAAAGAGACCGUGCCAUUGUGAUGCAGCGCAUGGAGCAGGAGGCUGCCAGUCGAGCAGCCUUGCCACGUAACGUGGGGCAAAGGGAAGAACAGGGUUGUGAAAAGAAACAAGAUCAACGCGGGGGAGAGCCAGCCACAAAUGCAGCAAGCGGACAGGAAGACGAACACCGAGAAGUGCAGAAGCGGCAGCAAGAAGAGGAAGAUUAACAAUUGUAAGACGAGCAUGAAGAGGACGAAGAAGUUUCGCUUAUGGACAAG